Molecule: messenger RNA, 3605 nt
Organism: Thrips palmi
Lineage: Eukaryota; Metazoa; Arthropoda; Insecta; Thysanoptera; Thripidae
Gene: hdm
Product: meiosis-specific with OB domain-containing protein
Exons: 10
Coding region: 2030-3439 (469 amino acids)
Biological process (GO): resolution of meiotic recombination intermediates
Molecular function (GO): single-stranded DNA 3'-5' DNA exonuclease activity; single-stranded DNA binding
Source: RefSeq, a predicted model, not a curated record
CGGCACCAGGAGGGCGGAGGGAAGAAGAAAGGCCAAAGGGGAGCUGCACUGCAAGACGCCGAGACGUCUGGAAACUGGUCGCCACCGCCGCAUACGUGCCCCCGCCACGCCGCCAUCGUCCAACGUCAUCGCACUGGAUUUCGGACGCACGGCCACGCAUUUCCACGGGAGUGUCAGCAAAUCGGGGGAAUUCCCCACAAAGCUUGCGAAAUGCAUCGCAAUACAGCGCCAGGACCAACUACUAACUUAGUUCUUGUUUUCGAGGAGCAAGCCCGUGGUCUGCGUACGUCCAUCACACGUGACUCAAGAUGCGUGUGCGUGUGUGUGUGAGUGAGGGGGAAGGGGGCUGGCAACGCCUACUGGGCCCUGAUAAACGCUGAACUUUGGUCGAGCGCACUGCUGAGCCGAUUCCGCCGUCCGCCAUAAAACCGCAGUGGCCCCCUUCAUCGCUUCGGCGUUGCCAAAGACCAACCCCAUCCAAUGGAAUGGCGCGCACGUGGAAAAUAAAUGAGUGCAAACCGCGCGCGCGAGCGCAAAGUUCGCGGGAAAAACCGCGAACGGCCGGACGGCACGGCCACUUCGCGUUCGGUUUUCGUUUCGUUUCCGCGCGCACCCCGCUGCUCUGGGUAUUGGCACAGUUCUGAAUGGCAGCUCUCGCGCAGCAUUGCAGCGCGACCGAGGGGCCAGAGCAGCGGCCCGCUUGUUGGCGGCAACAGUUGUUUUCCGAUUGGUACCGUCUGGUGACCGCCGCGGCCCUCCCCUCCCCGCCCCGCCCCCGCAGGCUUAUCGUCCGUCUAAUGCCUCGGAAUGAAUUCUCAUCACCAUGUUUGUGAUGAUAGCGUCACUGGCCGGCCCAGCGGGCUGGCGUCGAACGGAGCUCCGUCCGCCCCGUCUCUCUUGCACCCCUUCCGGAAAACCCCGUGAGUGCGAGAGAGACAGAGCGCCGUUCGGAACCCCGCCUGCAGCCGCCGCUGUUUACUGUGUUUACGUUUUUCGCCUUGUCAAUUAGGCCGCAUGAAACGUCACUUCGGCCUUCCCUCGCGUUUCGGUCCGCGUCCCUCACUAAAGCACCCCCCCUCCAAACUAAAGUACUUUUAAUUGGCCGCUGAAUUAUUGCUAGUCGAAAUGUUCGGAAGGGGCAAAAAGUGAGUCUGCCUAUGUCGCGAUGUCUUCCCUCGGUGAUUCUCCACUGCUGGCUUGUGCUGCUUGUGCCCGUGGAGUCCGAGUCCACCUUCAUAAUUACUUUUAUUGUGGGAGCGACCCACCAAGGUCGUGAGUUGGCCGACGGCACGGACGGCACGCUGGCUGCACUCUCUCUGUCAUUAGCAGUGUCCUUCACAUCGAUCGUGAGGAUUGAAGGUUUGCUGUCGAAGAGUUGUUGGCGUUUGAUACGCCAAAUGGACCUUUUCCCGCGUCUUUAACAAAACACGCAGCCGCAGGGUCGACUUAGUUCGCGCUUGCGUCGUUUCAUAACCGAGAUAUCGAACUGAUCGGAGACUCGGAUUUCCGUGUAAACUCUCUUUGAACUCCGUAGAUCGAUUCUAUGAUACGGAGGAAUAUUGGGUAAGUUCUAGGAUCUCUGAGUAUUUAAUCGUUGCCAUAAUUAUCAAAAUAGAACACAAUGGCGGACUUUAAAAAUCGCUCUGCCGGAGGCUUGAAGUUCUUGUCAAGGCUACCAACCAUCAAAGCCAUGUUCCCAUUCCUACUAUAAAAAAUCGGAAUCUGAAGGCAUUUAUUGCCUCUUCCAAACUGUUUAAAAUAAGCAUUUUGUUAGAAAUAAUGUUUCAAAGCCACAAUGACCAAAAAAAGCCAAUUACUGAUUUUUUUUAAAUUUGUCAAAAGUUGUCGUUUUUGUAAGAUCAACUUUUUCCGGUUCGCGCGUCGGAGGUGGCGCGUAGUGGCAAGUGAAGAACGAACGAAAAGGUCCAAGCCGGCGUCAGCGUUGUCUCAUUGUCUUGCUUAAAUUCUCAAUUUCGAGCUGCUGGUAGUGUUCUUUUGAAGCACUUGCAUCGUUGAAAGUACCGUCACGAUGGCUAGUCACAUGGGAGUACGCAGAGUUGUGUUGGCCGAUGUAUGCCCUGGACUGGAUGACACCUUGAUUGUGGGCAUCAUAAUCGCUAGCCAAAGCGCCAAAACGAUCAACUCAAAGAAAGAUAACUCCCCGAGAGGUGUUUGGAACUUCACCCUUCGAGAUUCACCUGAGGACUACAUCAAUGUUACUGUUUGGGGAUCACCCGCUUUCAUCGAGAACUGCUCUGAGGAAUUUCAUAUUGGUGAUGUUGUUUCAGUAACAAAGGCCAGAAUAACGUUUCGUGUCACUGGAGGAGCUGAUGAUAAUUUCCGUCCCGACGUUUCAAGUCAGUUUCAGUUGACACUCUCGGAGGGCACAUCUGAAAUAAAGCAUCACAACUUCCCAGACAGUCCAAAUUUUCUGUAUUUGAUGCACAUUCCUACAAAGCAGUCUCUGGAUAUUGUGCCUUUGAGAGACAUUAGUGCAAGUAAUGACGCCAUGCUGGGAAGCUUUAUCAAUAUUCUUGUUGCUGUCCAAACUGUUCAGAGGGCCCGACAGUUAAAAGGGCGAAAUGGUCAACAAUAUGAGUUGCGGGAAGUGGUUGUAUUUGAUCAAACGAGCAGUGGUGUGUCAAUUCAGUUGUGGGACAAAGAAAUUAAUUAUCAAGCUUCGCAGUGGAAGCCAAGAGAAACAAUUCUUUUUAUGGCUGACAUCAAAAUGAAGUGGGACAUGAGUCGCGAAGCAUGUGUUCCUGAAGUUACUUCAAGGACAGUUAUUACUGUUGGUCCACAAACACCGGAAGCGGAAUGUCUGAGUGUAUAUGCUAGAGCAGCUCCUUUACAUGCAACAGCAAUUAUUGACCAUCUAGCAAGCAAUUUAGUAGAUGUUGGAAGUAUAAGGAAUGUGAUGUCUGUGAGGUCAAUCCUUUCUCGAGCUUGGGCUGAUUUAAACAUCACUAUGUCAAAUGAGGAACAGCAGUUCACAGCGCUGGUAUACAGUAAAAUUACACACCUUGAUUUACAUCAUGAAAAUGUUCUAUUGAUAAAGUGCACUUCUUGCAACUCACUGUCAUCCAGUGGAAACUCCUGCUCAAAUCCAGAAUGUCCAGUUGAGCAAGGAAUAGACAUUUUCAUACCAAAAAGGACGUUUAAUAUUCGAAUCAGUUUGUCUGAUCAUACUGGAACUCUGAAGAACUGCCGCCUUACUGCUGAAGCUGCUGAGGCAGUUCUUGGCUGUUCAGUGGCACAGUUUGAUGCAAUGUCACACAAUCAAAAGUCCGUGUUGUCAUGUAACUUUAUCCUUGAGAGGUGUGCUGCAAGAGUCCUAGUACUCAAGGCAUCUAAAGAUCGCCGUCAGCCUGUUGUGUCUAUGGUCUCUUGUACAAUUGCUGACAAUGGAGAGGUUGCCAGCCGCCUGCCACUUGUGUGAAAGUAACUUUGAUGCAACUGUAAGUCAAGAUUCCUGUUAUUGUCAAGAGCAGUUUGCCCAUCCUUGAUUAUUUUUAUUUAAUUGUUAUUUAUUGAUUUCAUUUUAUUUGCUUUUCCUCUGAUUCAAAAGCAAAAGAUAAAUACAAAAUUUUCCCAAUUCAAUAAAA